Jaculus jaculus (lesser Egyptian jerboa) is the source of this 1964-nucleotide messenger RNA. RefSeq names its product aarF domain containing kinase 5 (gene Adck5). Lineage: Eukaryota; Metazoa; Chordata; Mammalia; Rodentia; Dipodidae. Bases 76 to 1818 code for a protein of 580 amino acids. The transcript is spliced from 15 exons. The record is from RefSeq and is a predicted model, not a curated record.
GUCGGGAGCUUUCCCGCCGCGUCUGCUGGGCACCCGGGGCCUCUGUGGCGGAGCUGAGAGAAGCGCUGUGGGGACAUGUGGCGGCCGGUGCAGCUGUGCCAUUUCCACUCUGUUCUGCUGCAGAGCAGGCAGAAGCCGUGGCCGUGCCCUGCUGUCUUCUUCAGGAGAAACUUCAAGGACCCACCAGCAAGGACCUUAGAACCCAGGCCACUGUGGAAAAGGGUGCUGACCACAACUAUGGUGGGGGUGCCCCUACUUCUCGGAGUCCGCUAUUUCACAGCAGAGGCAAAGGAGAAGAGGAGGCUGCGACUCGCGGUGGAUGGUAUUGGGCGUUUUGGCAGGUCCUUAAGGAUUGGCCUCAACAUCUCCCUGGACUACUGGUGGUGCACGAAUGUUGUCCUGCGAGGGGUGCAAGAGAACAGCCCGAGGUACGUGGAGGUGAUGUCUGCAUGUCACCAGCGUGCAGCCGACGCCCUGGUGGCAGGGGCCAUCCUCAAUGGGGGCCUCUAUGUGAAGCUGGGCCAGGGGCUAUGCUCCUUCAACCAUCUGCUGCCACCUGAAUACAUCCAGACGCUGCGUGUGCUGGAGGACAAGGCUCUUACUCGGGGUUUUGGAGAGGUUGACGAGUUGUUUCUUGAAGACUUCCACGCACUGCCGCACGAGCUCUUCCAGGAGUUUGACUACCAGCCAGUGGCUGCAGCGAGCCUGGCUCAGGUGCACCGUGCCAAGCUGCAUGACGGCACUCCUGUGGCUGUGAAGGUGCAGUACAUUGAUCUGAGGGACCGCUUCGAGGGAGAUGUGCAUACACUGGAGCUCCUGCUGCAGCUUGUGGGGUUCAUGCACCCCAGCUUCAGCUUCAGCUGGGUCCUACAGGACCUGAAGGGGACCCUCGCCCAAGAGCUGGACUUUGAGAAUGAGGGCCACAAUGCUGAACGCUGUGCUCAGGACCUGAAGCACUUCCGCUAUGUUGUGAUCCCCCGUGUGCACUGGGACAAAUCCAGCAAGCGUGUGCUGACAGCUGACUUCUGUGAUGGCUGCAAGGCCAAUGAUGUGGAAGCCAUCCUGAACCAGGGAUUGGCAUUGCAGGAUGUAGCCAAGAAGCUGAUCCAAGCUUUCGCUGAACAGAUAUUCUACACAGGUUUUAUUCACUCAGACCCCCACCCUGGCAAUGUUCUGGUGCGGAGGGGCCCAGAUGGGAAGGCAGAAUUGGUGCUGUUGGACCAUGGACUCUACCAGUUCCUGGAUGAGAAGGACCGGUUAUCCCUGUGUCAGCUGUGGCGUGCCAUCAUCCUGAGGGACAAUGAGGCAAUGAAGACACAUGCAGCUGCACUUGGGGUACAAGAUUACUUGCUAUUCUCUGAGGUGCUAAUGCAACGGCCUGUGCACCUGAGCCAGCUGUGGGGCUCCCACCUGCUGAGCAGUGAGGAGGCAGCCUACAUGCAGGACAUGGCUCGGGAACACUUUGAGAACAUCAUGGAAGUGCUCAAAGCACUUCCACGGCCCAUGCUACUUGUGCUGCGCAACAUCAACACAGUGCGGUCUAUCAACACGACCCUGGGUACCCCUGUCGACCGUUACUUCCUUAUGGCCAAGAGUGCAGUUCGGGGCUGGAGCCGCCUGGUGGGUGCAGCUUACCAAGGCAUCUAUGGCAAUAGCCUCCUGCGCCACAUCAAGGUCAUCUGGGAGACACUCAAGUUUGAGAUGGUCCUGAGGCUGGAGACCCUGGCUAUGCGGAUCACUGCCCUCCUGGUUCGUGUUCUGGGAUACCUGGGCUUUGCGCCUCAGGCAGAGGAGCUCUACCACUACCUGGAGAUGUAGUUCUCCAAGCCAAAAUGACCACAGGGGCCAGCAAGACUUCCAGUCUGAAUAGACUGGGAAGGCCUUGGUGUGAAUGUCUCACAGCCUGGGGGCCUGGAGACUGGGGUUCUAACAUAAUGCAAUGACACAUAUUCAUCUCAAACAAA